GCAUAUGUGUUUGACCUCGUUGGCAGAUGGAGAGUCGAUGGUGGGAUCCGAGAAAUGGGUAGAGUCGAAGUUGUAGAGGCGCGCAACGAAUUGGUCGCAGUGUCCCCUUCCCACAGUGUGUGACCAGGACAGAAUCACCAUCUGCCUGGCUCGUAGUCCCCUUCGAGCAAAAGGAUCUUUGAGCUCAGAAAGCUCGAAUCCCGGCGGUGGCAGCUCCACUUCGGCUCUCGAGGCCAUCUUUGCUUCCACGUUGCACGGCCCCAGCCUGUGCCUUUGCUGUGCUUAUUUAGAAACUGCAACGCAGCAGAAAAAAUAUUCUUGAAGAUAUCUUCCGGACGCAAAUCAAGACUACGGCUUAGAAGGAGGAUGACUUGCCGUCACGAGCGAGAAGGCAGCAGGCUGCAAUAUGCUCGAAAGUACAUGUAUUAAAACCGACUUUGCAUGCGGAAAAUAAGAUCAUAGUCAUUCUUCUGAGUGGAGGGUUUCAGGUCUAAGAAAGCACUUGUGCACUGAGCAGCUGGUGAAGGUUUUCUUUGUCUAAAGCGUGCACCGCGCGUACCUCGACUGUACAGUCGCGAGCUCCUUGAGCGAGUAUCGCGGCGCAUGAUACAUUCUGAUUCUCUUGGAUUAUCGUUGAUGCUUUUGGAGUCGCCAGUGGAUGACGAUCUCUACAACGGUUCAUGUGAGGACGCCGAAUCUGCUAUUCAAAAGGCCAUUGGCAAUGAACUCGCCAACAAGCUCAAACUUGUUGCUAGUGUUAUUCGUUUCCAGUUCCAUGAUAGUUCUGAUUUUAAGCAUAAUUCUUCCGACACAGUUGCGUGCGACCCCGUAUGAAUUUAGUUGGACUUUCAGCGAGGAUUCAGAGAUGAAUCCUCUCUGACAGGUGUGACAUGUUGGACGUAUACUCUCUUGCUCACCAGAUGUAAAAUAGGUAUAGAUAUUAGGUUUAGGGUUUUAGAUGUAAAAUAGGUAUAGAUAUUAGGUUUAGGGUUUUAGACUAGUUGCUUCGAGAGUAAGUAUAUAUAUAUAUAUAUAUAUACAAUGUGUUACAAAUCAUAUAAUCAAGUUUUUAUCUUCCGC
Molecule: messenger RNA, 1080 nt
Organism: Marchantia polymorpha subsp. ruderalis
Lineage: Eukaryota; Viridiplantae; Streptophyta; Marchantiopsida; Marchantiales; Marchantiaceae
Source: the annotation of a GenBank genome assembly